AUGGUCGUGGCACGUCCGGAACCGCCAGUCGGUGGAUACCAUCAGCACCAUCAACAUCACGGAGGUCACGGUGGUCACGGUGGGUACAACUAUGUCCAACCUGCGCCGUACCAGCCUCAGCCUCAGCCACAGCCUGCCGUCUUCGGCCAGACGUCACAGUUCUCGGGUUCGGCUGCCACCGCAUCAUCCGGUGCGAGCUUCUUCGAUACGCUGUCGGCCGGAGGUGCUAGCGGUUCGUUCUCCGGCGCUAGCGCAAACGCUUUCAGCAACAGCCAGGUCAACACGGCUUCGUUUGCCGCUCCCCAGCAGCAGAUCGUUCAGAAGCACAUCUACGUGCACGUGCCACCGCCAGAGCCGGAACAGUCGUUCCAGCAGCAGAUCAUCGCACCCGGACUCCGCCAGAAGCACUACAAGAUCAUCUUCAUCAAGACGCCGCACGUCCAGCCGUCCGCUGCCCAGCUCGCCCUCCAGCAAUCCCAGACCGAGGAGAAGACGAUCGUGUACGUGCUGGUGAAGAAGCCCGAUGCCCUCGAGAAUAUCAACCUGCCCACACCGCCAGUCACCAAGCCCAGCAAGCCGGAGGUUUACUUCAUCAAGUACAAGACCAACACCGAGGAGGUGCAGGCCCCGAUCGGUCUUGGCGUUAGCUCGUCUGGCUCGGCUCAGGCUGACGCUGGUCUUGGUCUGCUCUCGUCCAGUGGUGUCGCUUCGUCGUCUGCUGCGGCCGGUGCCGUGUCCUCCGUUUCGAACGUUCCCGCUCAGACGUACGGUACACCGUCGCACCAUCACGGUGGCUACCACUAA
Anopheles stephensi (Asian malaria mosquito) is the source of this 804-nucleotide messenger RNA. RefSeq lists its product as uncharacterized. The coding region runs from base 1 to 804 and encodes 267 amino acids. The record is from RefSeq and is a predicted model, not a curated record. NCBI's taxonomy places the organism in Eukaryota, Metazoa, Arthropoda, Insecta, Diptera, Culicidae. The transcript is spliced from 3 exons.